AGCGGAGGGGCGGCCAUGGCGGUGUGCGCGCGGCUCUGCGGGGUGGGCCCGGCGCGGGGCUGCCGGCGGCGCGGGGCGCAGCGGAAGGGGGCGGCCGGCGACAGCAGCGAGCCGGACACCGACCCGGAGGAGGGCGGCGGCGCGGAGGAGGAGGCGGCCCAGGCGGCGGCCCAGGCGGUGGCCGGCCCCCCGCUGCCACCCCGCGCGCCCCUCUCCCUCCUCGAGCUGCCCCCCGAGCUCCUGGUCCAGAUCUUCGGCUCGCUGCCCGGCGCCGACCUGCCCAGCCUGGCCCUGGUCUGCAGCGCCUUCCGGCGCAUCCUCCGCACCGACACCAUCUGGCGGCGGCGGUGCAGGGAAGAAUAUGGCGUCUGCGAGAACCUGCGGAAGCUGGAGAUCACGGGAGUGUCCUGCCGGGACGUGUAUGCCAAACGUAUAAACCCGCGAGUGAAGUCGGGGCGUUUUAUGAAAAUCCUUCCCGACUACGAGCACAUGGAGUACAGAGAUGUUUACACCUGCCUGCUGCACAGAUACCGACACAUCUUAGGGCUGUGGCAACCAGACAUCGGACCCUACGGGGGACUGCUGAAUGUGGUGGUAGACGGCUUGUUCAUCAUUGGUUGGAUGUAUCUGCCUCCCCAUGACCCUCAUGUGGAUGACCCGAUGAGGUUCAAGCCCCUUUUCAGGAUUCACUUGAUGGAGAGGAAGAGCGCCACGGUGGAGUGUAUGUAUGGCCACAAGGGCCCCCACAAUGGACAUAUUCAGAUUGUGAAAAAAGAUGAGUUUUCGACAAAGUGCAAUCAGACGGAUCAUCACCGUAUGGCAGGAGGAAGGCAAGAGGAAUUUCGGACGUGGCUGAGAGAGGAAUGGGGGCGGACUCUGGAAGACAUCUUCCACGAGCACAUGCAGGAGCUCAUCCUGAUGAAGUUCAUCUACACCAGUCAAUAUGACAACUGUUUGACAUACAGGCGAAUCUACCUCCCUCCGUGUAGUCCCGAUGACCUAAUCAAGCCAGGGCUUUUCAAGGGGACCUACGGGAGCCACGGCCUGGAAAUAGUCAUGCUGAGUUUCCAUGGGAAAAAGGCCAAGGGGACGAAAAUAACAGGCGACCCCAACAUCCCGGCCGGCCAGCAGACCGUGGAGAUAGAGCUGGCUCACCCCAUCCGCCUGCCAGACCUGGAGAGCCUGAGCAACCUCAGCGAGCUCUCCCGCAUCGUCCUGGAAGUGCAAGAGCAGGUGAGGCGAGAACAGCAGUGGCAAGAGGAGGGCGCCCCGGAGGGCAAGGAACCAGAAGAAGAGGACCAGCCUCAGCCGGGGCCCUCCCCAAGGGAGGAAGAUGGGGCAGAGGCCUCCAUGUCGGGAGAAGGGGGAGCGGCCCAAGACCCCCCACAGCCUGCACAGCCUUUUGUCCUGCCGGGGGGCAUUGCAUCCAGGAAGGAAGACUACCCUCGGACCUGCCGAGCCUGCUUCUACGGCACCGGACUUAUUGCGGGCCACGGCUUCACCAGUCCCGAGAGGACCCCCGGCGUCUUCGUCUUGUUCGACGACGACCGCUUUGGCUUCAUCUGGCUGGAGCUGCAGUCCUUCAGCCUCUACAGCCGCAUCAAGGUGGCCUUCCAGAACGCGGAGGCGCCCUCCCGGGAGGCUUUUGACGAGAUGCUAAAGAACAUUCAGUUGCUGACCUCGUGA
Molecule: messenger RNA, 1686 nt
Organism: Euleptes europaea (tarantolino)
Lineage: Eukaryota; Metazoa; Chordata; Lepidosauria; Squamata; Sphaerodactylidae
Gene: FBXO31
Product: F-box protein 31
Exons: 10
Coding region: 16-1686 (556 amino acids)
Molecular function (GO): protein binding
Source: RefSeq, a predicted model, not a curated record